Orbicella faveolata is the source of this 1854-nucleotide messenger RNA. Its product is annotated as eukaryotic initiation factor 4A-III. NCBI's taxonomy places the organism in Eukaryota, Metazoa, Cnidaria, Anthozoa, Scleractinia, Merulinidae. The record is from RefSeq and is a predicted model, not a curated record. Gene Ontology annotation, molecular function: nucleic acid binding; ATP binding; RNA helicase activity.
UCUCUCCUGUUGCACGCUCGAGGAAGAAAACGUGAAAGUCUGAAAACUUAACCAUGUCUCGCAAAAGAAAGGUUGUCGCAGACGAGGAUGAAGAUCCAACGAAGAUCGAAUUCGAAACAUCAGAAGAAGUUGACGUUGUACCAACGUUCGACCAGCUAAAACUUCGCGAAGAUUUGCUUCGAGGAGUUUACGCUUACGGUUUCGAAAAACCAUCGGCAAUUCAACAGCGUGCUAUUAAACCGAUUGUGAAAGGAAGAGAUGUGAUUGCACAAGCUCAAUCUGGAACAGGAAAGACGGCUACUCUCUCCAUCUCAGUGCUUCAGUCAAUAGAUAUUCAGACAAGAGAAACACAGGCCUUGAUCCUAUCACCAACACGCGAACUUGCCCAGCAAAUUCAGAAGGUUAUUCUUGCUCUUGGUGAUUACAUGAGCAUUCAGUGCCAUGCAUGUAUUGGAGGAACAAAUGUUGGAGAAGACAUUAGAAAACUUGAUUAUGGACAGCAUGUUGUAUCGGGAACACCUGGCAGAGUCUUUGACAUGAUCAGGAGAAGAAGCUUACGAACCCGAGCAAUAAAACUGUUAGUGCUGGAUGAGGCAGAUGAAAUGCUAAACAAAGGUUUCAAGGAGCAGAUCUAUGAUGUAUACAGAUAUCUUCCCCCAGCAACACAGGUUGUUCUUCUGAGUGCGACCCUACCACAUGAUAUCCUAGAAAUGACAGAAAAGUUCAUGACGGACCCUAUUAGGAUUCUUGUCAAACGUGAUGAGUUGACAUUGGAAGGGAUAAAGCAGUUCUUUGUGGCUGUGGAACGGGAAGAAUGGAAGUUUGAUACCUUGUGUGAUUUGUAUGACACUCUCACCAUAACACAGGCUGUCAUUUUCUGCAACACCAAGAGAAAGGUGGACUGGCUUGCAGAGAAGAUGUUGGAAGCUAACUUCACUGUUUCGUCGAUGCAUGGUGACAUGCCACAGAAAGAAAGAGAUGCCAUCAUGAAAGAUUUCAGAACAGGGCAGAGUCGAGUGUUGAUAUCAACAGAUGUGUGGGCCAGAGGUAUUGAUGUCCAACAAGUGUCUCUGGUUAUCAACUAUGACCUUCCAAACAAUCGUGAAUUGUACAUUCACAGGAUUGGUCGUUCAGGUCGGUUUGGCCGCAAAGGUGUUGCCAUCAACUUUGUGAAGUCAGAUGACAUUCGAAUUUUGCGUGAUAUUGAGCAGUACUACAGCACACAGAUUGAUGAAAUGCCCAUGAAUGUUGCUGAUCUGAUUUAAGUUCCCAGACCAAAGAUCCCAACGACAUCUUAUGCUGGCAAUAAACUAUAUCUCCAUAGUUAUGAUGUGACAUUUUAGAGCAGGUUGUCAACGUCACACCAACCAAAAAUGAAAUGCUGUUUUCCUAUGGAACUGUAAUGUGCAUUCGGCCAUGCUUGUACUUUUAAUGUUGUCUCUUUCCACAAGAAAUGUAGAUUCUCCUAGGAAGUUUCCAAAGGCUGUACUGUAGCUGCUUUUACACUGUAUGAUUUGGAUUGCUCAGUACAUAAAUCAAUGUAAUUUUCUCCACCUGAUGUGAAUUACUUGAGCACAAAAGUAAGGAAGAGUGUGUUGAUUGUUGUCAGUGUUACAUUUGUUUUUUACAGAACUGUGUUUUAUUUUAACCAGAUAGUUUUAAUAAGAAUUGCUUCUGGACUAGACAAUGUAAAAACCAAUUUUAAUCCAGGAAUUGUUUUUCAAGUCCUCUACAUCAGUUUUUGUUGUGUAUGCUACAUUCUAAUAUACAUUGUAAUAGACUUUACCAGACUUGUCACUGUUCUUCACUAACAGUUUGCUUGCUUGAUUUAUAAAUAAAGUUCUUGAGCAAACA